Messenger RNA from Anolis sagrei ordinatus, 3975 nucleotides. It is a transcript of the gene CNGB3, whose product is annotated as cyclic nucleotide gated channel subunit beta 3. Gene Ontology annotation, biological process: monoatomic cation transmembrane transport. Gene Ontology annotation, molecular function: intracellularly cAMP-activated cation channel activity; protein-containing complex binding; intracellularly cGMP-activated cation channel activity. NCBI's taxonomy places the organism in Eukaryota, Metazoa, Chordata, Lepidosauria, Squamata, Anolidae. The record is from RefSeq and is a predicted model, not a curated record. Gene Ontology annotation, cellular component: intracellular cyclic nucleotide activated cation channel complex; photoreceptor outer segment; plasma membrane.
AACAACUAAUUGGCUUGAACAGUCAUGGCAAAGGAAGCCAAAUGCCUUUAGCUUUUAACUGUAAGAGACCAGAGGUUUCGGAACAACUCCGUAAGUGAAAAUGUUUAACAGACUGAAAGCAAAAUUUACCAAAGUGAUGCCAAGCCCAUCAGAGGAAAAAGUGAACCAUGAUCCAGACCCUCCAAAGCCAUCACCUCCACCUCAGCCACCUCCAGGCCAGGAAGAAAAUAAGCAAGAAAAGAAAGAAAAUGAGGGUGCAAAUGGUGUUCCAAAGAAAGAGACAGAAAACACCACCCAGCCUAAUUCCAAUCAACAAGAUGCAGCCAACACUACAGCAAAAGUUCCUGAACCCACCCAAGAUAAAAAAUCAGCAAACCCUCCUGGAACAACAAACCCAGAAGAGGUACAGCCAGUCAAGGAGAAAGAAGAGGCAGCUGAUGCAGAGAAUAAAAGACCAGGAACACCCAUAAAUGAAUAUGCCCAAGAACAGCUAAAAGAAAUUGUCAAGAAAAUGAAAGAAAGGACAGCUGUGUAUAGAGAAAAGCUGACAGAUCCCGUCAUCUCUUCUCCCGAGCCCAGUCCAACAGCCACACCCAAAAAGCAACCCCCGCCUCCUCCGCCAAAAGAAGAAAAAAAGGAUGAAAAGAAGGAUGAAAAGAAGGAUGAAAAGAAGGAUGAAAAGAAGGACGAAAAGAAAGAUGAAGAAAAAAAGGCAGAAGAAGUCAAACCCGAGGAAGACCAUUACUGUGACAUGCUGUGCUGUAAAUUCAAGAGGCCACCCAUCAAAGCAUAUAUGAAAAAACUGAAGCUACCAGAAAGUAUAGAUGCAUACACAGAUCGUCGCUAUAUAGGAUGGCUGUUCCUUGUUACCAUAACUUAUAACUGGAAUUGCUGGCUCAUCCCACUGCGUAUGGCAUUCCCAGUCCACACAGCAAGCAACAUGAUAAAUUGGAUUGUUGUGGACUUCUUAUGUGACCUUUGCUAUAUCUGUGAUGUACUGGUAUUUCAGCCCAGAGUAGAAUUUGUGAGAGGUGGAGAUAUAAUAUCAGAUACAGCUGAAAUGAAGAAAUAUUACCGCAGUUCAUUAAAAUUUCGGCUUGAUGUGUUUUCUGUAAUACCAUUCGAUGUCUUAUAUGCUAUAUUUGGAUUUUACGCAAUAUUCAGAGCAAACCGGGUAUUUAAGGUCCUCACAUUCUUUGAAUUUAAUGACCGGUUAGAGGGAAUAAUGGAUAAAGCCUACAUCUAUAGAGUCAUUCGAACUACUGGAUACCUCUUGUUCAUCUUACAUUUGAAUGCAUGCGUAUAUUAUUGUGCCUCAGUCUAUGAGGGACUUGGCAGCACUAAAUGGGUUUAUGAUGGCAAAGGAAAUAUGUAUCUACGAAGUUACUAUUGGGCAGUUCGAACUUUAAUUACUAUCGGUGGACUUCCUGAACCAGUAACCACGUUUGAAAUCGUUUUUCAACUUCUGAAUUUUUUCUCAGGAGUCUUUGUAUUCUCCAGUCUGAUUGGUCAGAUGCGGGAUGUCAUUGGAGCAGCCACAGCAGGGCAGAACUACUAUCGUGCUUCUAUGGAUAACACCGUUUCAUACAUGAACGUUAAUACAAUUCCAAGAAUUGUUCAGAAUCGUGUUCGAACUUGGUAUGAGUAUACAUGGGACUCCCAAGGAAUGCUGGAUGAAUCUGAAUUACUGGAACAGAUGCCAGGAAAAAUGCAUCUAGCCAUUGCUAUCGAUGUGAACUUUACCAUAGUUAGUAAAGUUGACUUGUUCAAAGGAUGUGAUGUUCAAAUGAUAUGCGAUAUGCUGUUGAGACUGAAAUCCAUAGUGUACUUACCUGGUGAUUUUGUCUGCAAAAAGGGUGAAAUUGGUCGAGAAAUGUACAUCAUUAAACAAGGUGAGGUUCAAGUACUUGGGGGUCCUGAUGGCACCAAAGUCCUGGUCACCUUGAGAGCAGGAGCUGUAUUUGGAGAGAUCAGCUUAUUAGCAGCAAGUGGAGGAAAUCGGCGGACAGCAAAUGUCGUAGCCCACGGAUUUGCCAAUCUGUUUAUUCUCGACAAGAAGACACUGAAUGAAAUCUUGGUGCACUACCCUGAUUCUGAGAAGCUCUUGCGGAAGAAGGGAAAAGCACUCAUGAAGAAGACAGGCAAGCCUCCUCCAGGACCUGCCCCAACUGCAAAAGGCUUUUCCCUGCUGACUCAGAAAUUAGAACCACCCAAAAUGUUCCAAGCCUUGCUUGGCGGAAAAGGAGGUGGCAUGGCUGCAGUUCUCAAGCUCAAAAGAGAACAGGACGAAAAAGAAAGACAAGAACAAGAAAGACAAGCAAAGGAAGAACAAGAAAGGAGAGAAAAAGAAGAAAAAGAAAAGGCAGAAAAAGAAAAGGCAGAAAAGGGGAAAAAAGGAAAGAUGAAAGUACAGCUUCAAACCAAACCAACAGAAGAAAAGCCACCCCCAGUUCCUCAGGGCCAAGAACCUCAAACACAACCUAAGCCAGUUGCCCAGAAGGAAGAGCCAGUUGCCAGUUGCCAACCACCACCACGAUCUCCUACUCCCCCUCCCCCUUCUCCUCCUAAACCAACUUUGCUGAGAGGAAUCACUGACCAGUCCCUUAUCAUUACCAUGGGACCUUCCACCAUACCUGGAGAAGGAGAAAUCCUUACUGUUGAAGUUAAAGAAAAGAAGCAAGCUUAAUUGGCAAUUUUUUGUGUCAUGCAUUAUAUCCGAGGCUGUGCGUCAGAGAUGCUCAAUUCAGCAUUCCCAGGAUCUAAGUUUUCUUCUAUAAAAGUGCAGCCAUUUUCAGGCAAUCUUUGUAUAUUCAAAGAAUCCAAGUGGAAGAUGAUUGGUGGAGCAGCAUCUGAGCAGGUUCUGCCUCAGCUCACAUGUGCAUCCAAUGUAACAGUUGAAAAGAUCUGGGAAAAUACAGCUGGAGAAGGAAUCCACAAAAAUCAUGCUUUGCGAUGGUAACUGGGAUUUGAACUCCAAGGUGUUGGAUCAGCUUUUCUUGUCACAAAAAAGGACAAGGACCCCAAGAGCCUUAGCUGUGCUUGUAUAGUUUCCUAUAUUACAUAGUAUUAUAAUUUUAUAAAUAAUGACUGAGAUCCUAUAUCACAUUCAUAAUUAUGUAAAUGUAGUUAUGAAUGACCUAAGGAACCAAUCGUUAGAAACUACUCAUAUGUUGUGGUUUGGGGAUUAGAGGAGGCUGGUCUUUGCCUGUGCCACAUACUCCUGUCCCUCAGGUUAAGAUGGGUUUGGGGAACAAUAAUGAAUCAUGAAUGCAUAGCAUAUAUGUAUAUGGAGCAAUUAAAAAUCUCUAACCCUGAGUUAAUUUACCAUUUAUAACUCUAGGUGAUUUCAUUUUGUCACUUAAAAUUAUAGUUUCUAGAUGUUCAGCAGCAAAUCCAACCCAAGACAAGCUGUCAUCUGAGGCAGAGCUGAAAAUACUGUUCAUCCCAGCAAAUCUAUGUCAAAUUGAGCAAUUUUGUCUCAAAUAAACCCAUUUAUUUUGGUACCUGAUGACCGUAGAAGAAUAUCAGUAUAGGGGCACAUUGGUUGGCCUAUCUAUCCAUCUAUCUAAAGUGGCUUCCAACCAUUUUUUGUCCAUGCUAUACCCAAGCUUCUAUAAAAUUCUGACAUAUAAUUAUUAUUCAAAACAUGAACUCCUAUUCACAUGGAAAAAGCCUAAAAGGCCAUUAACUUGGUCUAAACAAACUUUCAAAAGCCCUAGCCAGCUUGUUCAAUGGUCAGGAGUUCUGGGGGUUGGAGGCCCAAACAGGUGGAGUGCUGGCGGUUGAGGAUGCCUGAUAUAGACUCUAAUUUCUGAACAGGAUUUUUAUAGGAAAUGUUUUUCUGACUUAUUUUUCCACAUAAGGGAUACUGAAUGUAUAUGUAGAAUAAAAUAGUGCAUUUUAUCUUGACAUUAAAAACCACAACAAAUGUAAUGGCCUGGGUAGCUUUACUUUUGUGUGUGUGUGUGGGGGCGG